AUGGGUUUUUUUUGCCCUACCUGCCCACAACCAGGAGUCAACCUUCCUGAUGACUGGAACAAAAACCCCAAUGAUCCUACUAACUGGAAGUAUACCAGAGGAUUUGUAGCCGAUGGCAAUUUCACAGCAGCCCACCAAAAACAGGCACAGCCCAAAGACGAUGUUUGGCUUAAAAAUGGGGAUAGUUUCAUGACGCAAAGAGGACCUUAUUUGAGCCACCUUCGGGACGCGAUUGAAGAUAAUGAUCUGAGGACAUGUCAUGAGCACAAUGCUAUCAACAACAAGAAUGUAUUUCACCGAGGUUUUGACGCUACUGGAAUUGGAGCCAUUGCUUGCCUUCGACAUGGCACCUUUUGUCCGGGUUCGGUGGUAGAUUUUCAAAAGGGAGAAAGGCAAAUGAACAUGGACUAUGCCUUGUGCCAGGCUCUGAAGAAUACCAUGACCAGUGAAGAAAAAAGGGUUAUUUUUGUCUAUGACAUCAACUGCCAGUAUAUGGUGAAUUUGAUGGCUUGGAUAAAAUGUGGUGCGAAACACCUCUGGAUCAGACCAGACUUGUUAUUGGUAGCCGGGAUCGGCUUAUUCCAUGUCCAUGGCCAUCAAGAAAUAUGCUUUCCAUGA
This is a messenger RNA of Laccaria bicolor S238N-H82, 618 nucleotides long. RefSeq lists its product as uncharacterized. Lineage: Eukaryota; Fungi; Basidiomycota; Agaricomycetes; Agaricales; Hydnangiaceae. The transcript is spliced from 3 exons. Bases 1 to 618 code for a protein of 205 amino acids. The record is from RefSeq and is a predicted model, not a curated record.